Messenger RNA from Pygocentrus nattereri (red-bellied piranha), 1420 nucleotides. RefSeq names its product 4-hydroxyphenylpyruvate dioxygenase-like (gene hpdl). Lineage: Eukaryota; Metazoa; Chordata; Actinopteri; Characiformes; Serrasalmidae. The transcript has 5 exons. Gene Ontology annotation, biological process: aromatic amino acid metabolic process. Gene Ontology annotation, molecular function: 4-hydroxyphenylpyruvate dioxygenase activity. The record is from RefSeq and is a predicted model, not a curated record. Bases 1 to 1293 code for a protein of 430 amino acids.
AUGGCUGCGCGCGUGUGCCGGCUCCAUCACAUCUCCCUGCAUGUGUCGAACGCGGUGAGGGUCGCGCGCGCGCUCGCCUCGCGGUUCCAGUUUGCGGCCGUGGGCGCGCGCGUGACGGCCGGGUCGCGGCAGCUCGCGCUGCGCAAAGGAUCCGCCGUGUUCGUCGUGAACGAGCGGCGGGAGCGCGAGCGCGACCUCCACGACGACGAUGGGCACGACGGCUACCUGUACGACGUCCGGCCGCGCUACGCGGUGGACAGCGCGUGCAACGUGUGCUUCGAGGUGGAGGACGUGGAGGACUCGUGCGCGCGCCUCCGCGACCGCGGCUGCGACGUCCUCGUGCCUCCGACCGAGGUGCGCGACCCCGACGGCGGCGGCAGCGUCACCUACUCCGUCGUGAAGUCCGUCGUGGGGAACGUGUGCCACACGCUGCUGGACCGGAGCCGGUACGAUGGCGGGUUUCUGCCGGGCUUCCGGCGGGUCGAGGGCGGAACCGCCCCGGACCCGGACCUGGACCUGGACGCGGACUCGCGGUGUCCCGUCACUCAUUUCGACCACGUGACCUUCGCCUGCCCGACGCGCAGCGCUGGGGACGUGAUGAGGUGGUACGCGGAGAACUUCGGCUUCCGGAGGUUCUUCAUUAGCAGUGACGAGGACGUGGAGGAGGGCUACGUGUUGAACCAGCACGGCAUCGGCCUGCGGCUGACCGCUAUGGAGUACUGGAAAUGCAGUGAGGCUGGACUUAGCAUCCCUUUCAUAGACAAAAAGGAGCCGGACUGCAAGUUCGUGGUUGCAGAAUCCCUACCUGAGCAGGGCAGGAAUCAGGUGGAUUCGUUUCUGCAGCAGCACGGGGGUCCAGGCAUCCAGCACAUCGGCCUGUUCACGAAGAACAUCGUGUCCACAGCGCAAACUAUGGCUGAAGCCGGGGUGGAGUUUGUGUCUCCUCCUCCAGCCUAUUACACUGAGGUGGGGAAGCAGCAGGAGAUUUUGGAGGCGGGGCUUGAUCCAAAGGAGCUGAAGCAGCACGGCAUCCUGUUGGACACUGACCUGCGCAGCUGUGGAGACGAUGGAGCGAGUGCGCCCAAUGGGAGGUACCUGCUCCAGGUGUUCACCAAGCCCAUUUUCUCUGAGGACACGUUCUUCCUGGAGCUGAUCGAGCGCAGGGGGGCCACGGGUUUCGGCGAGGGCAACAUCCGCGCCCUGUGGAGGUCUGUUCAGUCUUACAUGGAGAACGAGAACCGCAAACACAGACUGGACUCUGAAAUUAAAACCAAGCAAACCGGACAGCACUGAUGACCAGUCCGAUGGCCAGAGAGCUAAAUGUACCGUCAGAUUAGAUAUUACACUUAUUUAUCCUUGACGUUUGAAAACUGUGACUCUUAGAACGACACUCCUUAAUAAAGACCAUGAAAUGGUGAAA